Messenger RNA from Aspergillus nidulans FGSC A4, 2002 nucleotides. It is a transcript of the gene creA, whose product is annotated as transcription factor creA. Gene Ontology annotation, cellular component: nucleus; cytoplasm. Gene Ontology annotation, biological process: regulation of DNA-templated transcription; regulation of carbon utilization; negative regulation of transcription by RNA polymerase II. The coding region runs from base 387 to 1637 and encodes 416 amino acids. The record is from RefSeq and is a predicted model, not a curated record. The transcript has a single exon. NCBI's taxonomy places the organism in Eukaryota, Fungi, Ascomycota, Eurotiomycetes, Eurotiales, Aspergillaceae.
AUUCCCUCGACUUCAUACAUCCCGACGCCGCCACAUACCAACACAUCGUUUCCCAACUAGGACCACCUACCUAUAUCGGCAGCUCUUCAGCGUGGCGUCUUACCUCCCUUCGAUAAAGGAAAGUCGUCAUUUUGGUAAUUUCGCCUUCUUUUUUUACGACUGGCUCUCAGUCAAGCACACAAACAACAACUGUUCUCAUUCUGCUGAUUCUCGAAAUCCCAUCUCGUCCUGGAAAACCGACCUAGCACGGCUUAGUGUGGUUGGUGAUCGUCUCGCGCCGAGCUAACCCCUGGCUGUGAGAACAUCCUUUUUCCUCGGCUUAUCACAACCCUUUUUAGCUCCGUCCCACCCUGGUCUCCUCGGAGCUGCAGAAGGACGAGCUUCACAUGCCGCAACCAGGAUCGUCAGUGGAUUUCUCAAAUCUGCUGAACCCUCAAAACAACACGGCCAUCCCUGCCGAAGUCUCCAACGCUACAGCUAGUGCUACCAUGGCUUCAGGAGCCAGUCUGUUGCCACCUAUGGUGAAGGGCGCUCGCCCGGCUGCAGAGGAAGCUCGUCAGGACCUUCCUCGACCAUACAAGUGCCCCCUGUGCGAGCGCGCCUUCCACCGCCUAGAACACCAAACAAGACACAUUCGCACUCACACUGGUGAAAAGCCCCAUGCCUGCCAGUUCCCCGGCUGCUCGAAGCGUUUCAGUCGCUCAGAUGAGCUUACCCGGCACUCGCGAAUCCAUAACAACCCCAACUCAAGACGUGGAAACAAGGCUCAACACCUGGCGGCAGCCGCCGCAGCUGCAGCUGCGAACCAAGAUGGUAGCGCGAUGGCGAACAACGCUGGAUCAAUGAUGCCCCCUCCCAGCAAACCCAUCACUCGAUCUGCUCCUGUCUCUCAAGUCGGGUCCCCGGACAUUUCGCCCCCGCACUCUUUCUCCAACUAUGCCAACCACAUGCGCUCGAAUCUGAGCCCCUACUCUCGUACCAGUGAACGGGCGUCAUCAGGCAUGGAUAUCAACCUUCUUGCUACGGCCGCGUCUCAAGUCGAGCGUGAUGAAAGUUUUGGAUUCCGCUCUGGUCAACGUAGUCACCAUAUGUAUGGUCCCCGCCAUGGCAGCAGGGGACUUCCUUCUCUUUCAGCCUACGCCAUCUCCCACAGCAUGAGCCGUUCCCAUUCGCACGAGGAUGAGGAUUCUUAUGCGUCACAUCGCGUCAAGCGUUCAAGACCUAACUCACCCAACUCGACUGCUCCUUCUUCGCCUACCUUCUCCCACGACUCCUUAUCUCCCACUCCUGACCACACGCCAUUGGCUACGCCCGCCCAUUCGCCACGACUGAAGCCAUUGUCGCCGAGUGAGCUACAUCUGCCCUCAAUCCGUCACCUAUCGCUUCACCACACUCCGGCUCUCGCUCCAAUGGAGCCCCAGGCCGAGGGACCCAAUUAUUAUAACCCGAACCAACCUCAUGUUGGCCCAAGCAUAAGCGAUAUCAUGUCUCGCCCUGAGGGUGCACAGCGAAAACUUCCGAUACCUCAGGUGCCCAAAGUGGCGGUCCAGGAUAUGUUAAAUCCUAGCGGGUUUACUUCAGUCUCUUCAUCAACCGCAAAUUCCGUUGCUGGUGGUGACUUGGCUGAGAGGUUCUAAUCCGGCCAAAAAACUUCGUUUUCUUGUUAGGCGUACGAAAGAUAUAGACCUUUGCAUUUCUGGUUGAUUCAUGGGCAUCAUUGGUGUCACGGAAUUAGGUUGUUUGACGAUUCUUCACACUGUUUGAGUACACUAUUUUGCGAGGCGUUGCCCCUAUAGACGGAUUAUCCCUUGCCUUCACACACAAGUCUUGUUUUCAUUCUAUUCACUUCUCUUCUUUGACACCUAUUACACCAACGUUUUAUCUCUUUCCUUUCGAGAUCCUCUCCUAUCGGACAAGCUCCUCAGCAGUUUACUAUUUUCUUGAGGUUACACUUCAUAAUCAAAUACAAAAGAACGAGUUUCCUUGAAUCGGAACACUGUAC